Messenger RNA from Lathyrus oleraceus (garden pea), 859 nucleotides. RefSeq names its product FAS1 domain-containing protein SELMODRAFT_448915. The transcript has a single exon. NCBI's taxonomy places the organism in Eukaryota, Viridiplantae, Streptophyta, Magnoliopsida, Fabales, Fabaceae. The record is from RefSeq and is a predicted model, not a curated record. The coding region runs from base 165 to 830 and encodes 221 amino acids.
GGGUUACAUUCAAAUCCUAUUCCCACAACAAUACAAAUUAUAAAACCAAGAAACCACUAACAAACUUCACUUAUCAUUCUCUUCCAUCCAAAACCAAGAAAACAAACCCAAGAACACAAAUCUCUCUCUCUCUCUCUCUCUUUCUCUCCCAUUCUCCCUCUGCCAUGGAAAACACCAGCCACUAUCCUCAUUUCUUCAUCAUCACUCUCAUCUUGUUCACAACCUUCACAACAACAACAUGCAGUAGCUCCACAAACACAUCAUCAUCAUCAACAACACCAUCUCCACCAAUGCCAACUCAAGAACUAAACAACAUUCUUGACGCACUGAUAGGUUCAGGAGACACAAGCAUAAACAAAUGGGUAAGCAUAUUAUCAAUGACAAAUCCAUCACUAAGCCUAACACUCUUCAUCCCUCAACAAACACCAUCACCUUCAUCAUCCACAUUGGACCCUUUCACUUUCCCUUACCAUAUCGUCCCACAACGUCUCGCUUUCGCCGACCUCCUCCUCCUCCCUCGCUAUUCCCGUCUCCCUACUCUCCUCCCCGGUAAAACCAUUGCCAUUACCGAUAACUCCAUCGGUAACUUCACCCUCGACGAUGUCCUCCUCACUCAUCCUGAUCUUUAUAACACAUCCUCUCUUGCUGUUCAUGGUGUGGAGAGGCUUCUUGAUUACUCUUCCUUUGGUGAUGCAUCCAUGAUACCUAAUUCGCCAAACUUUUUGCCGGUCGGAGAAACAUGGAAGUCGGCCGGGCCCUUCUCGGCCCACGUUAAUAUCUUCUUGCUGGUUAUCUGCUUUGUUCUUCAACAACUCGUUUUCUUUGUGUAACACAUCGAUCAUGUUGAGUUUUUCUUUCU